Molecule: messenger RNA, 3202 nt
Organism: Anguilla rostrata (American eel)
Lineage: Eukaryota; Metazoa; Chordata; Actinopteri; Anguilliformes; Anguillidae
Gene: palm3
Product: paralemmin 3
Exons: 8
Coding region: 403-2109 (568 amino acids)
Source: RefSeq, a predicted model, not a curated record
CUGGCUGCUGCAGAAGCGCGGCGUGCCGCUGUUAAUAUUUGACACGUACCAACUAGGAGCGAAAGACCGGAGAAGCGGCAGAAGUUGCCUAGUAUUUGAGGUCUCCUUUCUGCAUUCCACAUCGUAGCCUACGUUCCCUCAAAAGUCGCGUUUAUUCAUCACAGCACGAAUGCUAGAUCUGGAUCUUAAUAUCCUUUGGAUUUUCACUCGGACAAAGAACUCAGGUGUUUCUGUUGCAGAGGAACAUUUUGCGGAAACAUUGUAGCCCACAACACAAUUUGAGUUAGAUUGUGGACCGAUCGUUCGUUUGGCGUCACACAUUUUAGUGUUUUUAAAUUUUAUUUUACGUUAUUUUUUAACUUUCUGAGUCGGACCUCUUUGCUCCAUCGAGUAAGGUGGAAGAUGGCGGACGAGGCGGAGAAGUACCAGCAGAGACUGCAGGCCAUCGCGGAGAAGCGCCGCCUGCAGGAGGAGGAGGACCGGGCCAAGCGGGAAAUGGAGGACGAGAAGCUCAGAGCUCAGCAGCUCAAGAGGAAGUCCCUGAGGGACCAGUGGCUAAUGGACGCGAACCCCACCAGCCCUGACAGCCCAGGGCCCAACUCUCCUGCCUUAAGCUCUCCCACUGAGGAGGCAGAGGCGCAAACAGACAAGCCGCAGGAGAGUCCGCAGAAGGCUGAAGAGAAAGAGGAUCAGCAGGAUAACGACAAGGCGGAGGAAGUGAAGGAAGAUGGUGGAUCACCCGAGGAACCCCCAUCAGCCAGUCUGGAAAACGGCCAACAGGAGCCGUCAGUGCUGGAUGCUGCUGCUGCUGCCACCACGUCAGCAUCCCCUGCACCUCCAGAAGAGGCGGUGGAUUCUGGGGCAGCGGCGUUGGGUAACGGCCCCAAGAGCUCGCAGGCCACUGGGGAGCCGGAGGCCCAGCCCACCCCUGAGGAGGACCAGGAGGCGGGACCAGCGCCAGAGAAGGCGGCGGUCAUCCCUAAUGGCACGCAGGAGGGCAAGGAGGAGGCCGCCGCCGAUUCUGCUCCCCAGCCCCCGCAAAAGGAAGAGGUGGCCGAUACCGACGCCCCCCCGAGCGCUGCCGAAACCCCAAAGCAGGAAGAAGGGGGUGCGGAAGAGGGAGGCGCAGAGGCCACGCCGGGGGAGGACCCCACACCGCUCCCGCCUGCUACGGAGGCAGAGCCAGGGAAGGAUUCGGAAGACGAGGACGCGGGGGAGGUCAUCCGAGCAGAGCGGGUGACCGUCACGGAUGAGGGAGACGAGCCAGCCGACACGGAAGCUGCAGCGCCCCAAGCCGACGCGAAAGAACCCGCCCCUCCAGCCGAGAGCUCCGCCCCUCCAGCUGAGAGCUCCGCCCCCCCAGCUGAGAGCUCCGCCUCAGUAGAAGUCCCUGUGCCAGAGGUGCCGAAGCCUGACCCUGCAGAGGACGCAGGCGGCGUUCAGGAGAAAGAGCCCCAGAAAGAGGCCCCAAAAGACGAGGAGGCGUCAGGUGCAGGAGCAGAAGCCCCAACGGAAGCGGAAGGGAAUGUGGAAGAGGCCCCGGAGCCCGAGGUAGAGCCUCCAGCCGAUUCCGCGGAAAAGGAGCCUCCAGCCGAUUCCGCGGAUAAGGGGCCUCCAGCCGAUUCCGCGGAUAAGGGGCCUCCAGCCGAUUCCGCGGAAAAGGAGCCUGCAGCCGAUUCCACGGAAAAGGGGCCUCCAGCCGAUUCCGCGGAUAAGGGGCCUCCAGCCGAUUCCGCGGAUAAGGGGCCUCCAGCCGAUUCCGCGGAGACGGAGCCCCCGGCCGCCCAGGUCCCCGUGUACCCGACAGAGCUGCCCUCGCUCGCCCCCCAGCCUGAAGCGGAGGGGGAGGGGGCGAAGCCGGAGGGGAAGGCGAAGUCUGCAGCUCCAGCCGCCGUGGCCGGACAGUUCCAGGACGUCCCUCUGGAUGGGAACGCGAAGCCGGAGGCAGCCAAGGAUUCGGAGCCGCAGCCCAUAACGGGCACGACAGAAACCCCCGCCGAGCCGUCAGAGCAGCAGGCCCUGCUGGACCCCUCCAAAACCGCCCCCACUCGGGCCGAGGGAGGGGAGCCCCCCAAACGCAAGACCUGCCAGUGCUGCUCUGUCAUGUGACCAGUACAGUACAGACCAGACCAGUACAGGCUGUCUCCGGCUCUCCUCUUCUGCCUGUGUCCUGCUCUCUCGCUCUCUCUCUCUCUUUCUCUCUCUCUCUCCGUGUCAGGUGUCCCCUUCAGUGCACUACAGAACAUCCUGUCUUCCCCCCGCCGUUCUUGAAGAUCCACAAGUGGUGUUCACAUGGUGACCGUCUCCAGUAGUAACCACUGACUCACCCGUGUGGGAACCUCCCCCCCCCCCACCCCCCUCCCCCCCAUACUGCGCUCUUCGCGGUAUUGGGGACAUUGAGUCGUAAGCUAGACUCUCCGGUAUGCGAAUUUGGGAAUUUCCAAAAUGGAUGAGUGGAACUGCGAGCGCGCGCUGUGAGACACUGAUCCCAGAGAGGGCGGAGAUGCGGACCGAACCGCAGCGCAGCGUCAUCAUGGGCAGUGCCAGGCGCGAAACUGCGGCCGUCGACAUGGCCACUGACCUCUCGAUGCUUCAGAUCAGAUCUGCCCUUUUUUUGUUAGCAAAUAAGGGAAUUCUCUACUGUUUAUGGGCUGUGCUAUCCUGCGUUAUUGCGCGUGGCCAUUUUUACUUGGUGAAGCUUCAGCUACAGGUCCACCUACUGGACGUACGGUGACAGUGCUGCAGUCGUACUUUUGAAUGACAUUUAUUUUCACUGUUCUUAUGCAUCUGAAUUGAUUUUUUAAAGCUGUAGAUCUUAUAAAAAAAAUAAAAUCACCAACAUGGAGGUUUUAAGUUGGGUUGAAGUCAAGGCAUGCAUAGAAGGUUACGGUUUUCAACAUUCUGAUUGCUCCGGUCUUUUUAUUGCUUCUAAGAAUUUUACCAUUUUUUCAUCAGUCUUUUAUGGGAAGUCGUUUUUUAACAUGUUUGUAAUGUUACAAUAAAUUUCCUCAAGGAUCAAAACAAAACUAAAGAAAUGUACAUACACAGCCAUAUUUUUGUGAUACCGCUGUGUACCUUAAUGUAUAUAACAUUAAUUAAGGCAGGUGGGGUUUGUUGUAUAGAAUGUAUGUUUCAUGGUUGAGUUAUUGUGGGAGGGAAAAAAGGAAUGUGUUUUAAUUAAACAGGAAUAUAUGGAGUAAAA